AAGAAAAGAACAGAAGCAAGGAGUCGUGGACAAGGCAGCGACUCUUCAAUAAAACCAUCGGAGUCCUCUCUAGUAGAGAGAGAGAGUAGAGAGAGAUCAAUGGCGGGCGUAUCUCUCAAGUGUGGCGACUGUGGAACCCUCCUGAGAUCAGUGAAGGAAGCUCAAGAACACGCAGAGCUCACCAAGCACUCCAACUUCUUCGAAUCCAUCGAGCCCGUUCUCAACCUCCUCUGCUCCUCCUGCCUCAAACCCUGCCGCUCCAAAACCGAGAGUGAUUUGCACACGAAGAGGACUGGGCACCACGAAUUUGUGGACAGGACGUUGGAGACCGUGAAGCCAAUAAGUUUGGAUGUUCAGAAGGGCUGCAAAGGGGAUGUGGAGAUGGAAGAGUCUAGUAGUAGUAAUAAGCAUGAAGAAAUGGUUGUUCCAGAAGUUGACCAGAAGUUGCUUGAGGAACUUGAAGGAAUGGGAUUUCCUAAGGCAAGGGCGACCAGGGCACUUCAUUACUCUGCUUUUCCAGGUAAUGUUGGCCUUGAGGAUGCUGUGAAUUGGGCAGUUGAACAUGAAAAUGAUGCAGAUAUAGAUCAGAUGCUGAAGGUACCUCUCAACACCAAAACUGAGGCUCCCAAGCCUUCUCUUACUCCUGAAGAAACAAAGAUGAAAGCACAGGAACUAAAGGAGCAAGCUCGUAAGAAGAAAGAAGAGGAAGAGAAGCGAAUGGAAAGAGAGAGGGAGAAGGAGAGGAUUCGGGUGGGCAAAGAACUUCUUGAUGCGAAGCGAAUUGUGGAAGAAAAUGAAAGAAAACGUGUGGUGGCCUCGCGGAAAGCUGAGAAAGAGGAAGAGAAAAGAGCUAGGGAGAAAAUUCGACAAAAAUUGGAAGAGGAUAAGGCAGAAAGAAGGAGAAAGCUUGGAUUGCCACCAGAAGAUCCUGUUGUUGCAAAACCUUCGGCACCUGCUGUGGAGGAAAAGAAGAGCUUAGUGCCAGUCAGGCCUGCCACGAAGGCAGAACAAAUGAGAGAGUGCCUACGUUCUCUCAAGCAGAACCAUAAGGACAAUGAGGCCAAAGUAAAGAUGGCAUUUAAUACUCUUCUGACUUAUGCAAGGAAUGUUGCAACAAAUACCAAUGAGGAGAAAUUCCGAAAAAUUAGACUCAGUAAUGCCACCUUCCAGGCUAGAGUUGGUGCGUUGAAAGGUGGCAUCAAGUUUCUUGAGUUGUGUGGGUUUAAGAAAAUUGAUGGCGGUGAGUUCUUGUUUCUACCCAGAGACAAAGUUGAUAUGGCAGUGCUGAACUCAGCUGGCACUGAACUGAAUAGUGCAAUAAACAAUCCCUUCUUUGGUGUUCUCUAAUCCCAUACUUUUUAGGUUGAAAACACACACUGUAGAGAAGAUGGUUGUUUUAAAUACCUCCUUAUAAUUCAAUUGGAAUGCACUGGGAAUUUCUUG
This is a messenger RNA of Camellia sinensis, 1443 nucleotides long. The record is from RefSeq and is a predicted model, not a curated record. NCBI's taxonomy places the organism in Eukaryota, Viridiplantae, Streptophyta, Magnoliopsida, Ericales, Theaceae.